Messenger RNA from Penicillium subrubescens, 381 nucleotides. RefSeq lists its product as uncharacterized. Lineage: Eukaryota; Fungi; Ascomycota; Eurotiomycetes; Eurotiales; Aspergillaceae. The coding region runs from base 1 to 381 and encodes 126 amino acids. The transcript has 2 exons. The record is from RefSeq and is a predicted model, not a curated record.
AUGGGUAACAUCUGCUCCCGCUCCUCCAACGAGCCCGAGGCCUUCGCGGGCCCCGGUCGAGUCGUCGGUGCCCCGCCAGCUGGCCAAUCGACUGCACCGCGCGCCUCAGUUCCUGCCAAAGGGAAUUGGCAAAGUAGUCCGGGGCGGACACUCGGCGAGUCCUCCCCGCAACAAGGGGGUGGUGAUGAGGCGCGGUCUAAUGCUGCGAUAGCUGCGCAGAAACGAGCUGAGGCUGCAUCCGCCUCCAGCAAAGGGAAACUGGGCACUAAACUCGCGGCGCAAAAGGCCAAGACUCAGACGCAGACCUUGAAUGAGGUCAGUCAGACGGAGCGGGCCGUGCGGGAUGCGGAUGGGGCGGAGGAGGCGAGACAGUGGAAUUGA